AUGGGUUCAUUCAAACUACCUAACGAGAGUAUAAUUGGAUACAUGUGUCACCAAAAGCUAUUGGUCCCUGCUAUGGGUUAUCUUAGCAUGUUUCCACCAGAGAUCAUCUUUAAUAUCCUGGACGAGAUUUUGGGGAGCUCCCCUAGAUUGACACAUGAGAACUUUCACGCCAUUAACCAGCUAAUGAAAACUAACAAGACACUAGAACAAUACAUCAAACUCGGAUGGAUGGGUAGCAAUGCGUCAAACAGUUUCAAGCAGCGCGUUGAUUCCGUCCAGUGGUACCCAAAUAUUGACAAUGCGAAUAGAGCUCUAACCCUCAAGGGUGUAAACCCCGAUUGUAUCAUUCCCAUCGAAGGUCCCCGCGACCUCGGCCCCGAUCUCGUCACAGGUAUCAUUUUGGACGACUGCACCGAUUGCUUUGAGUGGUUCUCCGAGGUACUGCCUCCUACCCACAUGAGUUGUUGCAAUGAGGGCGGUUGGUCAUUCCUUUCUCUGGCACUGCAUGCUAAAUCCGAAAGGCUACUCGAUUGUUUCUUCGUCUCAGGCUUCCCUUACGAACCGAAGGAUUUUAUCACCGGUAAUGGCAAUGCUAUGGGGAGAGGGCCGUCAAUCCUUGGGCUUUCUGCCUCAUCUAAGGACCAUCAGUCUUUCACAAAGCUCUUCAGGAAACUGAAGCAAAUCUUGAACGGGCACGGCUUCCAGAGGACUCUUAGAGAUAAACUCACAGGUAAGGAGCGAGCGGCCAUCCGAAGUGUUGCUCCUCAGUAUCUACAGAAGAUGUUGCAUGAAGCUGGUCUGGCUGCUAUGCAUCCAACUCUUCGUUAUAGUCCAUAUUACUCUGGUACGCGCACCCAGAUGUACUAA
Messenger RNA from Penicillium hordei, 867 nucleotides. RefSeq lists its product as uncharacterized. The transcript has a single exon. Bases 1 to 867 code for a protein of 288 amino acids. Lineage: Eukaryota; Fungi; Ascomycota; Eurotiomycetes; Eurotiales; Aspergillaceae. The record is from RefSeq and is a predicted model, not a curated record.